AUGUCAGAUUUAAGCGACAAGUCAAAUCUCCAGGCCCCUCCACCGCCGCCGAACAGCCCGACCAGCCUUCCGAAUUACUCGAACAGCCCGAAAGGAGACCUGGGCGAGGCCGUACCGGAGGCGGCCAAUCCGGCUCCAAGUCCCGCCGGCGACGGUGGAGUCAGCGGCUUCCCUAGCCCGGGCACCUCCUCUGAUCCCCCAAAGCAAGUUAGGGCUCAGGCAGAUAAUGUAUCCGGUAAAUCAACCAAGCACAAUGACGUACCGGACGGCUCAAUCACGUCAAGCGGCACAUUCGCUGUGUUUAUCCCCUUCCCCUUCCGCUUCAAGCAUUGCGAAGUCUUGUACCAGCCUAACAAAGAUGACCCUACGACACAAGAACCAAUCGGUUGGCUGGACCCGGUUCUCCUGCCCGAGAACAGCGCGAUCGUUCUCCUUGACGGCGAGAUUAAGUUUCAGCUGGUUAUUUUUGAUUGCGAGGUCGCAGGAGUUCGGGACCAUGACUCCAAGGUCGAUGGAAAGAACAUCAGGGAGGAGUAG
Thermothelomyces thermophilus ATCC 42464 is the source of this 537-nucleotide messenger RNA. RefSeq lists its product as uncharacterized. The transcript has 4 exons. The coding region runs from base 1 to 537 and encodes 178 amino acids. Lineage: Eukaryota; Fungi; Ascomycota; Sordariomycetes; Sordariales; Chaetomiaceae. The record is from RefSeq and is a predicted model, not a curated record.